AUGGAGUCCAGCACGAUGAACAGACAGACCUACCAAGGAGGACUGGAGAGCGGUUCUCUGUAGCCAAACCAGCCGAUCAGAUUCAACGAAAUACAGAUCCGAUGGAGUCCAGCACGAUGAACAGACAGACCUACCAAGGAGGGACUGGAGAGCGGUUCUCUGUAGCCAAGCCAGCCGAUCAGAUUCAACGAAAUACAGAUCCGAUGGAGUCCAGCACGAUGAACAGGCAGACCUACCAAGGAGGAACUGGAGAGCGGUUCUCUGUAGCCAAAGCCAGCCGAUCAGAUUCCACGAAAUACAGAUCCGAUGGAGUCCAGCACGAUGAACAGACAGACCUACCAAGGAGGAACUGGAGAACGGUUCUCUGUAGCUAAAACCAGCCGAUCAGAUUCAACGAAAUACAGAUCCGAUGGAGUCCAGCACGAUGAACAGACAGACCUACCAAGGAGGAACUGGAGAACGGUUCUCUGUAGCCAAACCAGCCGAUCAGAUUCAACGAAAUACAGAUCCGAUGGAGUCCAGCACGAUGAACAGACAGACCUACCAAGGAGGAACUGGAGAACGGUUCUCUGUAGCUAAACCAGCCGAUCAGAUCCAACGAAAUACAGAUCCGAUGGAGUCCAGCACGAUGAACAGACAGACCUACCAAGGAGGAACUGGAGAACGGUUCUCUGUAGCCAAACCAGCCGAUCAGAUUCAACGAAAUACAGAUCCGAUGGAGUCCAGCACGAUGAACAGACAGACCUACCAAGGAGGAACUGGAGAACGGUUCUCUGUAGCCAAACCAGCCGAUCAGAUUCAACGAAAUACAGAUCCGAUGGAGUCCAGCACGAUGAACAGACAGACCUACCAAGGAGGAACUGGAGAACGGUUCUCUGUAGCCAAACCAGCCGAUCAGAUCCAACGAAAUACAGAUCCGAUGGAGUCCAGCACGAUGAACAGACAGACCUACCAAGGAGGAACUGGAGAACGGUUCUCUGUAGCCAAACCAGCCGAUCAGAUCCAACGAAAUACAGAUCCGAUGGAGUCCAGCACGAUGAACAGACAGACCUACCAAGGAGGAACUGGAGAACGGUUCUCUGUAGCCAAACCAGCCGAUCAGAUCCAACGAAAUACAGAUCCGAUGGAGUCCAGCACGAUGAACAGACAGACCUACCAAGGAGGAACUGGAGAACGGUUCUCUGUAGCCAAACCAGCCGAUCAGAUUCAACGAAAUACAGAUCCGAUGGAGUCCAGCACGAUGAACAGACAGACCUACCAAGGAGGGACUGGAGAACGGUUCUCUGUAGCCAAACCAGCCGAUCAGAUUCAACGAAAUACAGAUCCGAUGGAGUCCAGCACGAUGAACAGACAGACCUACCAAGGAGGGACUGGAGAACGGUUCUCUGUAGCCAAGCCAGCCGAUCAGAUUCCACGAAAUACAGAUCCGAUGGAGUCCAGCACGAUGAACAGACAGACCUACCAAGGAGGAACUGGAGAACGGUUCUCUGUAGCCAAACCAGCCGAUCAGAUUCAACGAAAUACAGAUCCGAUGGAGUCCAGCACGAUGAACAGACAGACCUACCAAGGAGGAACUGGAGAGCGGUUCUCUGUAGCCAAACCAGCCGAUCAGAUUCAACGAAAUACAGAUCCGAUGGAGUCCAGCACGAUGAACAGACAGACCUACCAAGGAGGGAACUGGAGAACGGUUCUCUGUAGCCAAACCAGCCGAUCAGAUCCAACGAAAUACAGAUCCGAUGGAGUCCAGCACGAUGAACAGACAGACCUACCAAGGAGGAACUGGAGAACGGUUCUCUGUAGCCAAACCAGCCGAUCAGAUCCAACGAAAUACAGAUCCGAUGGAGUCCAGCACGAUGAACAGACAGACCUACCAAGGAGGGACUGGAGAACGGUUCUCUGUAGCCAAACCAGCCGAUCAGAUCCAACGAAAUACAGAUCCGAUGGAGUCCAGCACGAUGAACAGACAGACCUACCAAGGAGGAACUGGAGAACGGUUCUCUGUAGCCAAACCAGCCGAUCAGAUCCAACGAAAUACAGAUCCGAUGGAGUCCAGCACGAUGAACAGACAGACCUACCAAGGAGGAACUGGAGAGCGGUUCUCUGUAGCCAAACCAGCCGAUCAGAUCCAACGAAAUACAGAUCCGAUGGAGUCCAGCACGAUGAACAGACAGACCUACCAAGGAGGGACUGGAGAACGGUUCUCUGUAGCCAAACCAGCCGAUCAGAUCCAACGAAAUACAGAUCCGAUGGAGUCCAGCACGAUGAACAGACAGACCUACCAAGGAGGGACUGGAGAACGGUUCUCUGUAGCCAAGCCAGCCGAUCAGAUCCAACGAAAUACAGAUCCGAUGGAGUCCAGCACGAUGAACAGACAGACCUACCAAGGAGGGAACUGGAGAACGGUUCUCUGUAGCCAAACCAGCCGAUCAGAUCCAACGAAAUACAGAUCCGAUGGAGUCCAGCACGAUGAACAGACAGACCUACCAAGGAGGGAACUGGAGAACGGUUCUCUGUAGCCAAACCAGCCGAUCAGAUCCAACGAAAUACAGAUCCGAUGGAGUCCAGCACGAUGAACAGACAGACCUACCAAGGAGGAACUGGAGAACGGUUCUCUGUAGCCAAACCAGCCGAUCAGAUCCAACGAAAUACAGAUCCGAUGGAGUCCAGCACGAUGAACAGACAGACCUACCAAGGAGGAACUGGAGAACGGUUCUCUGUAGCCAAACCAGCCGAUCAGAUCCAACGAAAUACAGAUCCGAUGGAGUCCAGCACGAUGAACAGACAGACCUACCAAGGAGGAACUGGAGAACGGUUCUCUGUAGCCAAACCAGCCGAUCAGAUCCAACGAAAUACAGAUCCGAUGGAGUCCAGCACGAUGAACAGACAGACCUACCAAGGAGGAACUGGAGAACGGUUCUCUGUAGCCAAACCAGCCGAUCAGAUCCAACGAAAUACAGAUCCGAUGGAGUCCAGCACGAUGAACAGACAGACCUACCAAGGAGGGACUGGAGAACGGUUCUCUGUAGCCAAACCAGCCGAUCAGAUCCAACGAAAUACAGAUCCGAUGGAGUCCAGCACGAUGAACAGACAGACCUACCAAGGAGGGAACUGGAGAACGGUUCUCUGUAGCCAAACCAGCCGAUCAGAUCCAACGAAAUACAGAUCCGAUGGAGUCCAGCACGAUGAACAGACAGACCUACCAAGGAGGAACUGGAGAGCGGUUCUCUGUAGCCAAACCAGCCGAUCAGAUCCAACGAAAUACAGAUCCGAUGGAGUCCAGCACGAUGAACAGACAGACCUACCAAGGAGGAACUGGAGAACGGUUCUCUGUAGCCAAACCAGCCGAUCAGAUCCAACGAAAUACAGAUCCGAUGGAGUCCAGCACGAUGAACAGACAGACCUACCAAGGAGGGACUGGAGAACGGUUCUCUGUAGCCAAAGCCAGCCGAUCAGAUCCAACGAAAUACAGAUCCGAUGGAGUCCAGCACGAUGAACAGACAGACCUACCAAGGAGGGAACUGGAGAACGGUUCUCUGUAGCCAAAGCCAGCCGAUCAGAUCCAACGAAAUACAGAUCCGAUGGAGUCCAGCACGAUGAACAGACAGACCUACCAAGGAGGAACUGGAGAGCGGUUCUCUGUAGCCAAACCAGCCGAUCAGAUCCAACGAAAUACAGAUCCGAUGGAGUCCAGCACGAUGAACAGACAGACCUACCAAGGAGGGAACUGGAGAGCGGUUCUCUGUAGCCAAACCAGCCGAUCAGAUCCAACGAAAUACAGAUCCGAUGGAGUCCAGCACGAUGAACAGACAGACCUACCAAGGAGGGAACUGGAGAACGGUUCUCUGUAGCCAAACCAGCCGAUCAGAUCCAACGAAAUACAGAUCCGAUGGAGUCCAGCACGAUGAACAGACAGACCUACCAAGGAGGAACUGGAGAACGGUUCUCUGUAGCCAAACCAGCCGAUCAGAUCCAACGAAAUACAGAUCCGAUGGAGUCCAGCACGAUGAACAGACAGACCUACCAAGGAGGGAACUGGAGAACGGUUCUCUGUAGCCAAACCAGCCGAUCAGAUCCAACGAAAUACAGAUCCGAUGGAGUCCAGCACGAUGAACAGACAGACCUACCAAGGAGGAACUGGAGAACGGUUCUCUGUAGCCAAACCAGCCGAUCAGAUCCAACGAAAUACAGAUCCGAUGGAGUCCAGCACGAUGAACAGACAGACCUACCAAGGAGGAACUGGAGAACGGUUCUCUGUAGCCAAACCAGCCGAUCAGAUCCAACGAAAUACAGAUCCGAUGGAGUCCAGCACGAUGAACAGACAGACCUACCAAGGAGGAACUGGAGAACGGUUCUCUGUAGCCAAACCAGCCGAUCAGAUCCAACGAAAUACAGAUCCGAUGGAGUCCAGCACGAUGAACAGACAGACCUACCAAGGAGGAACUGGAGAACGGUUCUCUGUAGCCAAACCAGCCGAUCAGAUCCAACGAAAUACAGAUCCGAUGGAGUCCAGCACGAUGAACAGACAGACCUACCAAGGAGGGACUGGAGAACGGUUCUCUGUAGCCAAACCAGCCGAUCAGAUCCAACGAAAUACAGAUCCGAUGGAGUCCAGCACGAUGAACAGACAGACCUACCAAGGAGGGAACUGGAGAACGGUUCUCUGUAGCCAAAGCCAGCCGAUCAGAUCCAACGAAAUACAGAUCCGAUGGAGUCCAGCACGAUGAACAGACAGACCUACCAAGGAGGAACUGGAGAACGGUUCUCUGUAGCCAAACCAGCCGAUCAGAUUCAACGAAAUACAGAUCCGAUGGAGUCCAGCACGAUGAACAGACAGACCUACCAAGGAGGAACUGGAGAGCGGUUCUCUGUAGCCAAACCAGCCGAUCAGAUCCAACGAAAUACAGAUCCGAUGGAGUCCAGCACGAUGAACAGACAGACCUACCAAGGAGGAACUGGAGAGCGGUUCUCUGUAGCCAAGCCAGCCGAUCAGAUCCAACGAAAUACAGAUCCGAUGGAGUCCAGCACGAUGAACAGACAGACCUACCAAGGAGGAACUGGAGAACGGUUCUCUGUAGCCAAGCCAGCCGAUCAGAUCCAACGAAAUACAGAUCCGAUGGAGUCCAGCACGAUGAACAGACAGACCUACCAAGGAGGAACUGGAGAGCGGUUCUCUGUAGCCAAAGCCAGCCGAUCAGAUUCAACGAAAUACAGAUCCGAUGGAGUCCAGCACGAUGAACAGACAGACCUACCAAGGAGGGAACUGGAGAGCGGUUCUCUGUAGCCAAACCAGCCGAUCAGAUCCAACGAAAUACAGAUCCGAUGGAGUCCAGCACGAUGAACAGACAGACCUACCAAGGAGGAACUGGAGAACGGUUCUCUGUAGCCAAACCAGCCGAUCAGAUCCAACGAAAUACAGAUCCGAUGGAGUCCAGCACGAUGAACAGACAGACCUACCAAGGAGGGAACUGGAGAGCGGUUCUCUGUAGCCAAAGCCAGCCGAUCAGAUCCAACGAAAUACAGAUCCGAUGGAGUCCAGCACGAUGAACAGACAGACCUACCAAGGAGGGAACUGGAGAGCGGUUCUCUGUAGCCAAGCCAGCCGAUCAGAUCCAACGAAAUACAGAUCCGAUGGAGUCCAGCACGAUGAACAGACAGACCUACCAAGGAGGAACUGGAGAACGGUUCUCUGUAGCCAAACCAGCCGAUCAGAUUCAACGAAAUACAGAUCCGAUGGAGUCCAGCACGAUGAACAGACAGACCUACCAAGGAGGAACUGGAGAGCGGUUCUCUGUAGCCAAAGCCAGCCGAUCAGAUUCAACGAAAUACAGAUCCGAUGGAGUCCAGCACGAUGAACAGACAGACCUACCAAGGAGGGACUGGAGAACGGUUCUCUGUAGCCAAGCCAGCCGAUCAGAUCCAACGAAAUACAGAUCCGAUGGAGUCCAGCACGAUGAACAGACAGACCUACCAAGGAGGAACUGGAGAGCGGUUCUCUGUAGCCAAGCCAGCCGAUCAGAUUCAACGAAAUACAGAUCCGAUGGAGUCCAGCACGAUGAACAGACAGACCUACCAAGGAGGAACUGGAGAGCGGUUCUCUGUAGCCAAGCCAGCCGAUCAGAUCCAACGAAAUACAGAUCCGAUGGAGUCCAGCACGAUGAACAGACAGACCUACCAAGGAGGAACUGGAGAGCGGUUCUCUGUAGCCAAAGCCAGCCGAUCAGAUUCAACGAAAUACAGAUCCGAUGGAGUCCAGCACGAUGAACAGACAGACCUACCAAGGAGGAACUGGAGAGCGGUUCUCUGUAGCCAAGCCAGCCGAUCAGAUUCAACGAAAUACAGAUCCGAUGGAGUCCAGCACGAUGAACAGACAGACCUACCAAGGAGGGACUGGAGAACGGUUCUCUGUAGCCAAAGCCAGCCGAUCAGAUCCAACGAAAUACAGAUCCGAUGGAGUCCAGCACGAUGAACAGACAGACCUACCAAGGAGGAACUGGAGAGCGGUUCUCUGUAGCCAAGCCAGCCGAUCAGAUUCAACGAAAUACAGAUCCGAUGGAGUCCAGCACGAUGAACAGACAGACCUACCAAGGAGGAACUGGAGAGCGGUUCUCUGUAGCCAAGCCAGCCGAUCAGAUUCAACGAAAUACAGAUCCGAUGGAGUCCAGCACGAUGAACAGACAGACCUACCAAGGAGGGACUGGAGAACGGUUCUCUGUAGCCAAGCCAGCCGAUCAGAUCCAACGAAAUACAGAUCCGAUGGAGUCCAGCACGAUGAACAGACAGACCUACCAAGGAGGAACUGGAGAGCGGUUCUCUGUAGCCAAAGCCAGCCGAUCAGAUUCAACGAAAUACAGAUCCGAUGGAGUCCAGCACGAUGAACAGACAGACCUACCAAGGAGGAACUGGAGAGCGGUUCUCUGUAGCCAAACCAGCCGAUCAGAUCCAACGAAAUACAGAUCCGAUGGAGUCCAGCACGAUGAACAGACAGACCUACCAAGGAGGAACUGGAGAGCGGUUCUCUGUAGCCAAGCCAGCCGAUCAGAUUCAACGAAAUACAGAUCCGAUGGAGUCCAGCACGAUGAACAGACAGACCUACCAAGGAGGAACUGGAGAGCGGUUCUCUGUAGCCAAGCCAGCCGAUCAGAUUCAACGAAAUACAGAUCCGAUGGAGUCCAGCACGAUGAACAGACAGACCUACCAAGGAGGGACUGGAGAGCGGUUCUCUGUAGCCAAGCCAGCCGAUCAGAUCCAACGAAAUACAGAUCCGAUGGAGUCCAGCACGAUGAACAGACAGACCUACCAAGGAGGAACUGGAGAGCGGUUCUCUGUAGCCAAAGCCAGCCGAUCAGAUUCAACGAAAUACAGAUCCGAUGGAGUCCAGCACGAUGAACAGACAGACCUACCAAGGAGGGACUGGAGAACGGUUCUCUGUAGCCAAACCAGCCGAUCAGAUUCAACGAAAUACAGAUCCGAUGGAGUCCAGCACGAUGAACAGACAGACCUACCAAGGAGGAACUGGAGAGCGGUUCUCUGUAGCCAAAGCCAGCCGAUCAGAUUCAACGAAAUACAGAUCCGAUGGAGUCCAGCACGAUGAACAGACAGACCUACCAAGGAGGGAACUGGAGAGCGGUUCUCUGUAGCCAAACCAGCCGAUCAGAUUCAACGAAAUACAGAUCCGAUGGAGUCCAGCACGAUGAACAGACAGACCUACCAAGGAGGAACUGGAGAGCGGUUCUCUGUAGCCAAAGCCAGCCGAUCAGAUUCAACGAAAUACAGAUCCGAUGGAGUCCAGCACGAUGAACAGACAGACCUACCAAGGAGGAACUGGAGAGCGGUUCUCUGUAGCCAAAGCCAGCCGAUCAGAUUCAACGAAAUACAGAUCCGAUGGAGUCCAGCACGAUGAACAGACAGACCUACCAAGGAGGGACUGGAGAGCGGUUCUCUGUAGCCAAACCAGCCGAUCAGAUUCAACGAAAUACAGAUCCGAUGGAGUCCAGCACGAUGAACAGACAGACCUACCAAGGAGGGACUGGAGAGCGGUUCUCUGUAGCCAAACCAGCCGAUCAGAUUCAACGAAAUACAGAUCCGAUGGAGUCCAGCACGAUGAACAGACAGACCUACCAAGGAGGGACUGGAGAGCGGUUCUCUGUAGCCAAAGCCAGCCGAUCAGAUUCAACGAAAUACAGAUCCGAUGGAGUCCAGCACGAUGAACAGACAGACCUACCAAGGAGGAACUGGAGAGCGGUUCUCUGUAGCCAAAGCCAGCCGAUCAGAUUCAACGAAAUACAGAUCCGAUGGAGUCCAGCACGAUGAACAGACAGACCUACCAAGGAGGGACUGGAGAACGGUUCUCUGUAGCCAAACCAGCCGAUCAGAUCCAACGAAAUACAGAUCCGAUGGAGUCCAGCACGAUGAACAGACAGACCUACCAAGGAGGGACUGGAGAACGGUUCUCUGUAGCCAAACCAGCCGAUCAGAUUCAACGAAAUACAGAUCCGAUGGAGUCCAGCACGAUGAACAGACAGACCUACCAAGGAGGGACUGGAGAGCGGUUCUCUGUAGCCAAAGCCAGCCGAUCAGAUUCAACGAAAUACAGAUCCGAUGGAGUCCAGCACGAUGAACAGACAGACCUACCAAGGAGGAACUGGAGAACGGUUCUCUGUAGCCAAACCAGCCGAUCAGAUUCAACGAAAUACAGAUCCGAUGGAGUCCAGCACGAUGAACAGACAGACCUACCAAGGAGGGACUGGAGAGCGGUUCUCUGUAGCCAAACCAGCCGAUCAGAUCCAACGAAAUACAGAUCCGAUGGAGUCCAGCACGAUGAACAGACAGACCUACCAAGGAGGGACUGGAGAACGGUUCUCUGUAGCCAAACCAGCCGAUCAGAUUCAACGAAAUACAGAUCCGAUGGAGUCCAGCACGAUGAACAGACAGACCUACCAAGGAGGGACUGGAGAGCGGUUCUCUGUAGCCAAAGCCAGCCGAUCAGAUUCAACGAAAUACAGAUCCGAUGGAGUCCAGCACGAUGAACAGACAGACCUACCAAGGAGGGAACUGGAGAGCGGUUCUCUGUAGCCAAACCAGCCGAUCAGAUUCAACGAAAUACAGAUCCGAUGGAGUCCAGCACGAUGAACAGACAGACCUACCAAGGAGGAACUGGAGAACGGUUCUCUGUAGCCAAACCAGCCGAUCAGAUUCAACGAAAUACAGAUCCGAUGGAGUCCAGCACGAUGAACAGACAGACCUACCAAGGAGGGACUGGAGAACGGUUCUCUGUAGCCAAACCAGCCGAUCAGAUCCAACGAAAUACAGAUCCGAUGGAGUCCAGCACGAUGAACAGACAGACCUACCAAGGAGGGAACUGGAGAACGGUUCUCUGUAGCCAAAGCCAGCCGAUCAGAUUCAACGAAAUACAGAUCCGAUGGAGUCCAGCACGAUGAACAGACAGACCUACCAAGGAGGGACUGGAGAACGGUUCUCUGUAGCCAAACCAGCCGAUCAGAUCCAACGAAAUACAGAUCCGAUGGAGUCCAGCACGAUGAACAGACAGACCUACCAAGGAGGGAACUGGAGAACGGUUCUCUGUAGCCAAGCCAGCCGAUCAGAUUCAACGAAAUACAGAUCCGAUGGAGUCCAGCACGAUGAACAGACAGACCUACCAAGGAGGGACUGGAGAACGGUUCUCUGUAGCCAAACCAGCCGAUCAGAUCCAACGAAAUACAGAUCCGAUGGAGUCCAGCACGAUGAACAGACAGACCUACCAAGGAGGAACUGGAGAACGGUUCUCUGUAGCCAAAGCCAGCCGAUCAGAUUCAACGAAAUACAGAUCCGAUGGAGUCCAGCACGAUGAACAGACAGACCUACCAAGGAGGAACUGGAGAGCGGUUCUCUGUAGCCAAAGCCAGCCGAUCAGAUCCAACGAAAUACAGAUCCGAUGGAGUCCAGCACGAUGAACAGACAGACCUACCAAGGAGGGACUGGAGAACGGUUCUCUGUAGCCAAACCAGCCGAUCAGAUCCAACGAAAUACAGAUCCGAUGGAGUCCAGCACGAUGAACAGACAGACCUACCAAGGAGGGACUGGAGAACGGUUCUCUGUAGCCAAGCCAGCCGAUCAGAUUCAACGAAAUACAGAUCCGAUGGAGUCCAGCACGAUGAACAGACAGACCUACCAAGGAGGGACUGGAGAACGGUUCUCUGUAGCCAAGCCAGCCGAUCAGAUCCAACGAAAUACAGAUCCGAUGGAGUCCAGCACGAUGAACAGACAGACCUACCAAGGAGGGACUGGAGAACGGUUCUCUGUAGCCAAACCAGCCGAUCAGAUCCAACGAAAUACAGAUCCGAUGGAGUCCAGCACGAUGAACAGACAGACCUACCAAGGAGGAACUGGAGAACGGUUCUCUGUAGCCAAAGCCAGCCGAUCAGAUUCAACGAAAUACAGAUCCGAUGGAGUCCAGCACGAUGAACAGACAGACCUACCAAGGAGGAACUGGAGAACGGUUCUCUGUAGCCAAAGCCAGCCGAUCAGAUCCAACGAAAUACAGAUCCGAUGGAGUCCAGCACGAUGAACAGACAGACCUACCAAGGAGGAACUGGAGAGCGGUUCUCUGUAGCCAAACCAGCCGAUCAGAUCCAACGAAAUACAGAUCCGAUGGAGUCCAGCACGAUGAACAGACAGACCUACCAAGGAGGGACUGGAGAACGGUUCUCUGUAGCCAAACCAGCCGAUCAGAUCCAACGAAAUACAGAUCCGAUGGAGUCCAGCACGAUGAACAGACAGACCUACCAAGGAGGGACUGGAGAACGGUUCUCUGUAGCCAAAGCCAGCCGAUCAGAUUCAACGAAAUACAGAUCCGAUGGAGUCCAGCACGAUGAACAGACAGACCUACCAAGGAGGGACUGGAGAACGGUUCUCUGUAGCCAAACCAGCCGAUCAGAUCCAACGAAAUACAGAUCCGAUGGAGUCCAGCACGAUGAACAGACAGACCUACCAAGGAGGGACUGGAGAACGGUUCUCUGUAGCCAAACCAGCCGAUCAGAUCCAACGAAAUACAGAUCCGAUGGAGUCCAGCACGAUGAACAGACAGACCUACCAAGGAGGGACUGGAGAACGGUUCUCUGUAGCCAAACCAGCCGAUCAGAUCCAACGAAAUACAGAUCCGAUGGAGUCCAGCACGAUGAACAGACAGACCUACCAAGGAGGGACUGGAGAACGGUUCUCUGUAGCCAAAGCCAGCCGAUCAGAUUCAACGAAAUACAGAUCCGAUGGAGUCCAGCACGAUGAACAGACAGACCUACCAAGGAGGGACUGGAGAACGGUUCUCUGUAGCCAAACCAGCCGAUCAGAUCCAACGAAAUACAGAUCCGAUGGAGUCCAGCACGAUGAACAGACAGACCUACCAAGGAGGAACUGGAGAACGGUUCUCUGUAGCCAAACCAGCCGAUCAGAUUCAACGAAAUACAGAUCCGAUGGAGUCCAGCACGAUGAACAGACAGACCUACCAAGGAGGGACUGGAGAACGGUUCUCUGUAGCCAAACCAGCCGAUCAGAUCCAACGAAAUACAGAUCCGAUGGAGUCCAGCACGAUGAACAGACAGACCUACCAAGGAGGGACUGGAGAACGGUUCUCUGUAGCCAAAGCCAGCCGAUCAGAUCCAACGAAAUACAGAUCCGAUGGAGUCCAGCACGAUGAACAGACAGACCUACCAAGGAGGGACUGGAGAACGGUUCUCUGUAGCCAAACCAGCCGAUCAGAUCCAACGAAAUACAGAUCCGAUGGAGUCCAGCACGAUGAACAGACAGACCUACCAAGGAGGGAACUGGAGAACGGUUCUCUGUAGCCAAGCCGAAGGACAACAUACCCAUAGGAUUAAGGUGAUGGUUUGGUUCGGAAAUUCUCAUAACUGUUUAUAUUUUUGUUUUCAGUUACCACGAAAAAGGCGAACCUCCUUCGAUUUUCAUGUCUUCUUUUUUCGCUCCGGUCGAUUUCGUCACAACUCCACUCCGCCAAUCUUCCGCGGGUCGAGUUGAUUCGUCGAAACCGCGCGUGAUGCCUUUCUAUUUAGGUUGA
This is a messenger RNA of Caenorhabditis auriculariae, 12067 nucleotides long. NCBI's taxonomy places the organism in Eukaryota, Metazoa, Nematoda, Chromadorea, Rhabditida, Rhabditidae. The record is from the annotation of a GenBank genome assembly.